This is a messenger RNA of Melitaea cinxia (Glanville fritillary), 1125 nucleotides long. RefSeq lists its product as uncharacterized. The record is from RefSeq and is a predicted model, not a curated record. Lineage: Eukaryota; Metazoa; Arthropoda; Insecta; Lepidoptera; Nymphalidae. The transcript has a single exon. The coding region runs from base 1 to 1098 and encodes 365 amino acids.
AUGAGAAAAACAACAAUAAAUUAUUUUACUUUUUCUAUUCCAGAAUCGAACAAAAAUGAUUUCGACAACUGUAUCCACAUGACUGAAGAUAUACAACACCAGAUAAACAGCUUAGUAAACAAAUUAUCUUCUUACAUUACUACAUUAAGCACGGAAUAUGAAGAUAUUGAUUUGAGAUCCAUUGCCUUUAAUAUUGACAAACAUUCGCCAAACGAAGAUGAGAAAGAUACAGUAAUUAAGAUAACUAUCAACGAUUGUCUAGAAAGGUCCAAACAAACUGAAUAUAUUGAAAAUAUUGAAGAAAAUAAAGCACCAACUCAUAUCGAAAAUUCUAGAAAUAACUCUGAAGAGAGCGAAAAUAAAUACAAAAAAGUAGAUACAGAGAAUCAAAAUAUUACUGUUAAAGGUGAAGUUCAUCAAGAAGAAAUAGAAGCAGCCAAACGUGGUGAUACAUUUGAUUACAAUAAAAAUUAUAUUCAAAAUUCUGAUAAACUGGAUUUUAUCGAAGAUAUUAAUAAUGUAUCCAACAACCAUCAAGGAGAAGUGAAAGAUGUAAUAAAAGAAAUGAACGAUGGUGAGAUUGUUUUAAAAGAAAGAAAAAACAAAACAAAUUUUAAAGACAUUAACAGCGAAGAAAAGAGAUAUUUGGGAGGAACCGUAAAUGAAAACAAAGUAAACUACAAAAGUGAUGAUAUGUUUGUAGAUGAUGAUAAUGAUAAUGAUUUUGAUAAAAGGUCUAAUAAAACUGAUAAAACUAAACAAUUAGUUGAUAGCUCAAAAGAUGAUGCAUUCUCUGCGGACAGUGAAUUAAAUUAUGAUAACACAAGUAAAAAUGAAAAUAGUGAAUUUGAUUCAGUUGAACAUAAAAAUAAUGAUUCAUUAGAAAACACCAAAGAAGUUUACUUAAUAGAUUACAAGGAAUUUAAGAAAUCAAACAUAGAUGAUGAUGAUAAUAAAACCAAUAUUUGUGAAGAAGUACUACUUCUGAGCGAUGAAGAAAAGAUUAUUUUUAAUGAAAUAGAAAAGGUCCGCGGUGAAAAACCUUUUAUGGUGUAUCAGCGGUUUUUCCAUAAUUUCACGCAAUAUUGGUUUUUCUAAAAGAUAAUUAAAAUAUUAUAUAUAAUA